AUGUCGAUUUCAAUACAGGAGCUGGAUAACACGGUCCGAGCGUUCUAUGAAGGGUCAGGCGACGUUCGAAAGCAAGCUCAGCAGUCCUUAACAGAGUUCAAGCAAAACCCUGAUGCGUGGUUGCUGGUGGGAAACAUUCUCCAAGAGUCGAAUUAUGUCCAGACAAAAUAUUUGGCUCUGCAGGUCCUAGACGAUGUGAUUAUGACACGAUGGAAGGUCUUGCCGCGGGACCAAUGUCAAGGUAUCCGAAAUUUCAUCGUCAAUUGCAUCAUUGAACACUCGAAGACGGAGGAAAAACUUAAGAGUGAAAGGGCCUUUCUGAACAAACUGAACCUCGUGCUCGUAUCUAUCUUAAAACAGGAAUGGCCACAUAAUUGGCCGACGUUCAUCAACGAAAUCAUUUCGUCUUGCCAUACAAGCUUGUCAAUCUGUGAAAAUAAUAUGGCGAUUCUUCGCUUAUUGUCAGAGGAGGUGUUCGACUACUCCCAGGACCAAAUGACCUCGACGAAGGCUCGAAACCUGAAAACCACAAUGUGUCAAGAAUUCUCCUCUAUAUUUCAGCUCUGUUCCGAGGUUCUGGGCACAGCCACCCAGAGCAGCUUAAUCAAAGCAACCUUGGAAACAUUACUCCGUUUCCUAAAUUGGAUUCCGCUGGGUUACGUUUUUGAGACACCCAUCAUCAACACUCUUCUCAGCCGCUUUUUGGAUGUUCCCGAUUUUCGGAAUGUGACGUUGAAAUGCCUGACGGAGAUCGGAAGCCUGCAGGUUGGGCCUCAGUAUUCAUAUGAUGAGAAACUGGUACAGAUGUUUACAGACACGUUGACUACCGUCUCCAAAAUCAUCCCUUUGUCGCUAGAUCUGAGGCAAACAUAUCCUACCAGCAACUCUAGGGAUCAAGAAUUUGUGCUCAAUUUGGCACUGUUUCUUACUAAUUUUUUCAGCGUGCGCUUACACCUCAUUGAAAGGUUACCAAACUCUGACUAUCUGACCCACGGCCAUUUCUACCUUAUCCGCAUUAGUCAGAUCGAUGACCGAGAAAUUUUCAAGAUCUGCCUCGAAUACUGGACGAAACUAGUCCAGGAGCUAUAUGAGGAAAUGCAGCAACUCCCAAUCACGGACAUCAACCCGUUGGUUACCAUGGGUGUCAGCGGUCUCUCAAAUGGCGGAGCGCCGAAUCCCAGCACUCUCGCCAAUUAUCCCCUUCGCAAGCAUAAGUAUGCGGAGGUACUAUCCAGCCUUAGGACCGUAAUGAUCGAAAAGAUGGUGCGACCUGAAGAAGUGUUGAUUGUCGAAAAUGACGAGGGAGAAAUCGUUCGUGAAUUUGUGAAGGAAAGUGACACGAUCCAGCUUUAUAAAACGACCAGAGAAUGCUUGGUAUAUCUCACGCAUCUUGAUGUCGUCGAUACGGAAAACAUUAUGGCAGACAAACUGGCCAAGCAAGUUGACGGGAGUGAAUGGUCUUGGGCGAAUUGCAACACAUUAUGCUGGGCAAUCGGGUCGAUAUCAGGAGCGAUGAACGAAGAAACGGAAAAAAGAUUUCUCGUCACUGUCAUCAAAGAUCUUCUCGGCUUGACUGAAAUGAAACGCGGAAAAGACAACAAGGCAGUUGUGGCCAGUAACAUCAUGUAUAUUGUCGGGCAAUAUCCCAGGUUCUUGAAAGCUCACUGGAAAUUUCUGAAAACCGUGGUUAACAAGCUUUUCGAAUUCAUGCAUGAGACUCACGAAGGAGUCCAAGAUAUGGCUUGUGAUACUUUUAUCAAAAUUGCCAAUAAAUGCAAACGGCAUUUUGCCGUUCAUCAAGCUAGCGAAGCUGAACCUUUCAUCGACGAAAUCCUUAGAUCAAUGAGGAAAAUUACUUGCGACUUGUCGCCUCAACAGGUUCACACGUUUUAUGAAGCCUGCGGUUAUAUGAUCUCCGCCCAAGGCCAAAAGUCCAUACAAGAUCGGUUGAUUGAGAAUCUGAUGUCGUUACCUAAUGCUGCUUGGGAUGCGAUUAUCAAUCAAGCCAACCAGGACCCUUCCAUUUUACAAGAUGAAGAGACCAUCAAAAUUGUGGGCAACAUCAUGAAAACCAAUGUAGCCGCAUGUUCUUCAAUCGGAAGCUUUUUCUAUUCUCAAAUUGGACGUAUCUAUCAUGAUAUGUUGAACAUGUACCGGGCUUCCAGUCAAUUGAUCAACGAAGCAGUUGCGAGAGACGGAAACAUUGCGACAAAAACGCCGAAAGUCCGUGGACUAAGGACUAUUAAGAAGGAAAUUUUGAAGCUCAUUGAUACCUAUGUCGAAAGAGCGGACAAUUUGGACAUGGUUAACAGCAGCAUGGUGCCUCCUCUUUUAGAAGCCGUUCUUCUGGACUAUAACCGGAAUGUUCCAGACGCUCGAGAAGCGGAGGUCUUAAAUGUGAUGACUACAAUUAUUCACAAACUACAUGUAUGUGUCUCUCAACCCAUCCGAGUGCAAGUUCGACAGUUGUCGCUAACCGCGUUACAGAACCUCAUGGAAGAUAAGGUUCCCAUUAUUAUGGAGAGCGUCUUUGAAUGCACCUUAGAGAUGAUCAACAAGGAUUUCCAUGAGUAUCCAGAGCAUCGGGUCAGCUUUUUCAAGCUCCUCCAAGCCAUCAAUCUCUACUGUUUCCCAGCACUCCUCAAAUUGGACGCCAGCCAGUUCAAGUUCGUGAUCGAUUCUUGCAUGUGGGCUAGCAAGCAUGACAAUCGAGAAGUGGAAAACACUGGCCUUACCAUGUGCCUUGAACUUGUGAACAAUAUGGCCGAGACCGAUCCGCAGACGGCUAGCAUUUUCUUCCGGCAAUUCUACAUCCCUAUUUUACAGGAUGUUUUCUUCGUUCUUACUGAUACGGAUCACAAAGCUGGGUUUAAACAUCAAGCGAUGCUUCUUUCGCGAAUGUUUUACUUUGUCGCUUCCGAUAAGAUACAACAGCCGAUCUAUGCUCCUGAACAAGCGCCUCCAGGAACAUCAAACAAAGAUUUUCUCCAGGAAUAUGUGGCCAAUUUGCUGCAAAGUGCCUUUAAAAAUUUACAAGAGGUGCAAGUGAAGCAAUUCGUCCUGGGUUUAUUCACGCUGAACGAUGAUCUUACCAAGUUCAAAACCCACCUAAGGGAUUUCUUGAUUUCACUGAAGGAGUUCGCCGGGGAUAACGCAGAGUUGUACGCUGAAGAACGGGAGCAGGCCCUGAGAGAAGCCAAGGCGGCUGAAAGAGAUCGUGCAAUGAAAGUUGGUGGUCUUUUAAAACCGGCAGAGAUGGAUCAGGAGGAUGAGCUCUGA
Uncinocarpus reesii 1704 is the source of this 3279-nucleotide messenger RNA. Its product is annotated as exportin-1. Gene Ontology annotation, biological process: ribosomal large subunit export from nucleus; protein export from nucleus; ribosomal small subunit export from nucleus. The coding region runs from base 1 to 3279 and encodes 1092 amino acids. Gene Ontology annotation, cellular component: nucleus; cytoplasm. The record is from RefSeq and is a predicted model, not a curated record. The transcript has 10 exons. Lineage: Eukaryota; Fungi; Ascomycota; Eurotiomycetes; Onygenales; Onygenaceae. Gene Ontology annotation, molecular function: nuclear export signal receptor activity; small GTPase binding.